Molecule: messenger RNA, 8245 nt
Organism: Aquila chrysaetos chrysaetos
Lineage: Eukaryota; Metazoa; Chordata; Aves; Accipitriformes; Accipitridae
Gene: KNDC1
Product: kinase non-catalytic C-lobe domain containing 1
Exons: 30
Coding region: 157-5898 (1913 amino acids)
Biological process (GO): small GTPase-mediated signal transduction
Molecular function (GO): guanyl-nucleotide exchange factor activity
Source: RefSeq, a predicted model, not a curated record
GGGUUAAAGCGGGACGGGCGGGCGGGCCCGGCGCCGUGGGGGUCGCCGCCGGGGGCAGCCCGCAGGCGGGUGUGGGGAUGCGCUGCGGCCGAGGGCCGUGCUCCGGGCGCGUAGGGAGGCUGCGGGGGUGAAGCCUCUGCUCCCUCGCCGGGCGGAAUGGAGGCUGUUGGCUCCGCAGAGGACGUGUUUUAUGAGGAGGAGGAGGAGGUGAGCUGCUACGACUUCGAGCCUCUGCCGACGCUGCUGGAGGAUGAGGAGAAUGUGUCCCUUGCUGAUAUUUUGUCACUGCGGGAUAGCUGUCUUACUGAGCAAGAUAUUUGGGCAAUUUGCCUGGAGUGUUGCCAUUCUCUGAAGAGCAUUGCCCAUUCUGCAAUCUUCCAGACGCUCUGCAUCACUCCUGACACUUUGGCUUUUAACACCAAUGGCAAUGUAUGCUUCAUGGAACAGCUCAGUGAUGAUCCAGAGGGUGCCUUUGUUCCACCAGAAUUUGAUAUCACCGGUAACACUUUUGAGGCACACAUCUAUUCUUUGGGUGCAACGUUGAAAGCAGCAAUAGAAUAUAUAGUAGAACCUGAGACAGAAUCAGAAUUUGGGCAAGAUCUGCAUACUCUGCUGGAACAAAUGCAAGAAGAGAAUCCUGAAAAUAGGCCAGAUAUUGAGAGCAUUUUGUCAUUAUGUGAAGAAAAACUGAAGAUUGCUUCAUCAAGUAAUAUUUGUCGAAGCCUGUCUGCUGUUGGAAGAAGGGUUCUUUCAAUUGAAUCAUUUGGUGCUUCUCAAGAUGUCUGUGAUAACAUGUGGAAGGGAAGAAUGUGUCAGAGAAGUUUGGGAUCUAAAUUAUAUUCAAAUGAGAAAAACAACAUAGCAGAUGAUUCGUCUGCAGUGGAAGAUGUGACAGCUGCCUGUCAUAAGGACUCUUCUAUAGUUACUAUGGUGACUGGCAGAGAAAGUGGUUUGAAGGAAAUGCAAAUUGAUCUGGAUAAUGAGAAAACUCAACAUUCUCAACCUGCGACUCAACCUAAAAAGAGCAAAGAAGACGACAAACAUGCAGCGUAUACUGACAGUUUUGCUAGUGUUGCUUUGGAUAUAAAAUCAUGUGUUAUUGACCUGGAGAGAGAUGGCAUUUUUAAGAAAGGUUCUUUGAGAAAAAUUAAAACAUUUCCAAAGCUACCACUUGAACCUGCAGAUACAAAUAACUUUUUUACUUCUGUAACCAACAGUGGACCACUAGCUAGGAAAAAUUACUUGCUAACACAAGAGUCACUACCUCUAGACAAUAAUAAUGAGGUUGCUUUUUCAAAGGGAAAUCUUAAUUCAUUUGCUAUUAGUAGUCCACCAAAAAUAGAACCAAAGAAUCACCAGGUUAAUGAUCUUCACUUAGAAGCUCCAUGUGUAUGCACACAGGUGUCUGGCAUGAAUCUAGAAGAACAUAUGUCACUUAUUAAUGGUAAAAAGAUAGGUUUUGCUUCAUCUGAUCAUAAAGAAGACUGUUCUGAUGCUACCUCUGAAAUGCCAAAUACAGCUGGUAUGCUAAAAGGCCCAAAUCAAUCAAUUGCUGGAGCAAAAAUGCUAGACAAUUACAUGGCGUUGGAAGACUCUUCUGAAACUUUUCAAGGGUCAAAUGAAAAUUCUUUACCACAUUUUAACAAGAUGGCUUCAGUGUUAACGACAAAACCCAGUGGGAACAGAUACGGAUCAAACCUAAUUAGGUCUCCAGAAUUAAGCAACGGUGCAAUGAGCGCAAACAAUAAUGAAGAUAAUCUUUGUGGAGGCAGAGGGUCAGAAAUCAAAAGUAAUGAGCAGUGGAUCUCUCUAAAAAUCCUGUUGUCCUGGUAUGGUAAACCUCUGAAAGACUAUGAACUCUGGGCAUUAUGUCACGAGUGUUUAUGUACUCUGCAGACUUGCAUUGAUUAUCCAGUGGUCUUAUGUUUGGACUCUGUGCUGAUUGACUGCCAUGGAAGUAUCCUCUUUGCUGCUCCAAAAGCUGAAGAAUCUUGUGAUAUAUUUUAUUUAGCUCCUGAAAUUGAAGAAGAGGAUGUGGAUACUGAGAAGGUCUGCGUUUAUGGUGUUGCCGCAGUUCUGUGGAUGGCUGCAAAAUACAGUGUUCCAUCAAGUCACAAACUAGCAUUGCCAAGAAAAUUAAAAAAACUUCUUCUGGAUAUGGCAAGAAAAAACCCUGAAGAAAGACCUUCUCUAGCUGAUGCAAUUAAGACAUGCAAUCAUUAUUUACUUGAACGAGGUAUAAACAGCAAAAAAAUUUUGGCAUUGUUGAAUAAAUCUGUCUUUAAGGCUGUUGAGGAAGAAGUAAUCUCAUCUCAAGAUCAUGUUGCUUUUGAAUUUAAAAAUGAAAGACAUGAAGUGGUCCCUUCAGAGUCAAGUCUAGGAUUUGUGCCUAUUACCAGUGAAAGUAAACUUGUAGCAGUUAAAGGACCGGUACCAUGCCAGAUUUCUCUAAAUUGUGAGAAAGCUACAUUACCUGUUGCAUUCACCUCUCCUGCAACUCACUUUAAGCCUAUUAUUCUGCAACAAAAUGCAAAUAUAACAAAAGAGGUUCACACACCAGUUUCUGAACAAUUCAAGAAAGAGACAGGAAAAGAAAAACACAUGGACUACAACAAAUCAGGAUAUAUAGAAGACUCUAAAAGCUAUGGUACUGAGGACACAGAUGUUGUUGAAACUGCACCUCAAAUACCUGAGUGCGAUUUACAAGUUCCAGGCCACUCAGCCCACAUAUCUUCAGAAGAGCAAAAGUCAGGCAAUGCAUUUACUUCUAUAGUUACAUUACCAUCGCCAUCUCAUUUCUCACAUACUCUACAGGGAAGGAACAUUUUACCUGAAGUUCCUUCCAGCUCCUUAGCUUGUCCUACAUCUCCUAAUUUUCUUCAUAUAAAUAACAUAAUUCUUAAACAGGACUCAGAGAAAAGAGUUUUGACAUUUGUACCAGUACAUUUAGCUGUAUCAGAGCAAAUACCAAAUAAACCUCUUCGUUCAAGAAUUGCUUAUGAUUGCUAUCAUAGUUUGCCAGUGCUACUUUCAAGUACUUUUGCAACUUAUAAAACGAGUACGCAAACAGAAAAUGAUGCCUCCCUUUGCAAAGUGGAAAAUCGCGAGACUGUUAAUACACAGAACAAGUUUGAUAAAAGUAACCCAGUUGUUCAAACCAACUGCCAAGAAAUUGAGUGUGCUACCAGCGUAGACAGUAUUUUCACUGAAAAAGAACACACACCAUGUACCUCAAUGAAUCAAGACAAUUCUCAUCUCUUUGAUGUUGAAGUCCUGACCCAGCAGAACAGAACAAGUGACACUUUACUACAGGAAGUGGUUCAUCUUAUACAAGAGGAGUUUGCAUUUGAUGGCUAUCUAGAGAAUGGAGUUGAAGUUUUUGAUAUGGGUACCUUCAUUUUAAACUUAAAGGAAAUUAAGUUUGGUAUGUUCUCUGAUACAAUUUGUGAGAAGUUUUGUGACCUCUAUUGGGAUGAAAAAUUACUGGAGAAUCUCUAUCAGGUAGUAAAUGGAGAAAGACCUUCACAUUUGUGCAUAACUGAGGCAGAUGAUUCAAAGUGUGGCAAUGUAUUCCAAGACCUGAAGAAAUCCAAUAGGUUUUUGGCAAGCAGUGAUCAGACAGAGGGAGAAGGGGAAGCAACCUUUGAUGUGAAGGCUGAGCCUAUGAUAAAUACAUCGGUAGCUGAAAUGGAUUUUGAUGAGUCACCUUCAAAUAAUAUCAAAAAAGAAUUGAGGCUGCAGAAUACUAUCCCCAUAGAGAAAGAGCGACAGUUUUUACAAAGCAACGGCUGUUGUAUUCGUCCAGGCUUUGCAGAAGAAACUACAGAGCCAGAGGAAGAGACCAUGAUAAAGAUAGCUGGAAACAGCUACCUUGUGUCUCCCAGUCUACCUGACUUUCAUGGCUGUAGUCCUGGUUGGAGCAGUGCAUUUUAUGGAGCUGAAUGUUUUAAUUCAGAAGUUCAUAGUUACAUGAAAAACCUUGGAAAGCAGAAAUCAAGUGAGUCACAAAAUAUAGAUGCUAAAAAAGUGGAACUAGAACAAUUGCUAAUGAUGGAGACAAAAAAUUACAGAAAGACCAUAAAGUUUUACCAGAAAUUAUUGCAGAAAGAAAGAAGAAGCAAAGGUCCUGAAACUAAAUCUAUGUUGUCCAAAUUGAGAGGACAGCUACAGGAGAUGAAAUCAAAAGUGCAGUUUCUUGAACUGGUGAAAAAAUACAUGCAGAUUAUGUAUGUAGAGCAGUGGGGUGUGGAAUCCUGUGUACUGCCUACAAUCAUUCACAAUGGGAGAACUGACACCGUGGAUGUGGCACCUACAGAUGAGCCGUCAUUGCUUCUUUACUAUAACACAGAGAAACACCAAUGUAAUAAUCAAAAUGGAAUAAGAGUUCUCCAGGCUGGUACACCACUUGGGUUAAUGGCUUAUUUAUAUUCUAGAAAUGCAUUUUUAGAAGGUUACGUACAGCAGUUUCUCUACACAUUUCGCUAUUUCUGCACACAAGAAGAAUUUUUGCAGUUUCUUCUUGAUAGAAUCAACAGCACUUUAUCCAGUGCAAGCCUGGAUCCUUCCACAUCACUUACCAAAAUAUGUAACCGCAGUUUCUACAUCCUGCAGGCUUGGAUUGAAGACUGCUACAGUGUAGACUUUGCAACAAAUACUGAUCUUUUGUGUACCCUAAAAGAAUUUAUUUCUUCCAAGGUUGCUCCAUUAAAUGGCUAUGGUGAGCGCUUGUUGUUAUUGCUUGAGGAUGUUUCUGCCAGGAAAAGUGGCAGUGCUCAUCAGUACUCCAGCAUGGACAGAUGUGAAGAGGAGGGCGAAGAAGACAGAAAAACAUUACAUUCUCUAUGUAAAAAGCUCUCAGAAGAUGUUUCUAGAAAGAACUUUAACUGGAAACUUUGCAAAGGUAUGGAACCAAUUGCACAAUAUCAGAGAGAGCGACUGUACACUAUGUCAUCAGUUUUGCCAAAGCCAUGCUAUAACAGUUUUACAGAAGAAUUCCCAGUCUCCUUUGCUAAAGCAGAUGAAGUGGGACCAUAUCUCUUAAUAGAAUACAGUGCGCAACAGCUUUGUUGUCAGCUGACAUUACUGCAACAGGAAGUAUUUCAUAAAUGUCAUCCAGUACACUUUCUAAAUUCAAGAGCACUUGGUGUUAAAGAUAAAUGUGUUGCUGUCCAGAAAGCUGUUUCCACUGAGGCAGUUUCACUUAAAGUCUGUAAUCUGUUUCUGUCAAAGUGCAUACAAGACCAGUAUCUUCUACAAUUAUUAAGAAAUGCAGACAGUAUCAGCACCUGGGUUGCUGCUGAAAUUGUAACAUGUCACACAUCUAAGCUGCAGGUGAGCUUGUUAUCCAAAUUUCUUCUUAUUGCAAAAUGCUGCUAUGAACAAAGAAAUUUUGCUACUGCAAUGCAAAUCCUAGCAGGCUUGGAAAAUCUUAUUGUACGACAGUUACCAGCCUGGAAAAUUUUACCUGCAAAAGUAGCUGAAAUAAUGGAGGAACUCAAGGCUGUUGAGGUGUUUUUAAAAAGUGACAGCUUGUGCUUGAUGGAAGGAGAAAGAUUCAAAACACUUCCAACAAUUCCAUCAGCCCAUGUUUUGGCUAUGCACGUCCAACAACUUGAAACUGGAGGAUUCACAAUGACAAAUGGAGCUCACAAGUGGACAAAACUUAGAAAUAUUGCAAAAGUUGUGAGCCAAGUUCAUGCAUUUCAAGAGAAUCCUUAUACAUAUACACCAGAUUUCAAACUGCAGUCUUACCUCAGGCAAAGAAUAACUCAUUUUAAAGAUGCAGACAUUUCUGCCUUGGCAGCUGACAACUGUGCCAACUUCCAUCAGAUACCAGCAGAAAAACAUUCUCGAAAAAUUCAAGACGCACUGCGCAGAAUGAAGGCAACCUUUCAGUAAUUAUUUACAUUUCAUCUGUUCUAGUCCAAGUGUAGGUUGUAAAACUGGGUUAAGCUGACGUUAUCUCCUGGACCAAUUCCCAAGCAAAUACUUAGGUGAAGUGACUUAAAAUAAUAUCUCAAGUUGAAAUGAUGUAUUUCUUAACAUGGAAUUAUGAAAUGCUGACUAAUGAAAUUUGAAUCCCUGGCAACUGGAUGACAGAUCAAAAGAGUAAAAAUAAAGAUAAAAGUAAAGAGAGAGUAUAGGUGAAAAGGAUGAUUAAUUUUGUCACUGUUCUUUAGCAUAAAAAAAUAAUUAGCCCACAAACAAAUAUCUAAAAAAUACUGUGGAAAUAAGUUAAAAUUACAGCUUCUGUUACAAAGUUGGCCUAGGAGAGGUCAAAGUAUAGUUCAUUAAAUGUUGAAUAUAUUUUUUAUAUAAACAUAGGACACUUGUAUCCUGUCACACUGUGCAUAUAAUUCAGGGACACAGAUCCUCUGCUAUCCUUUGACUGUUGGUGUGUCUUGCUUUUAUGUUGUGUAUUAUGAAAAGUAUAAUUGACUUAAAUAAUUGGCCAUCUUUUUCUUCAAGCAUACUAAGGAAGGAGAGGAAUGUCAUGCUGCAAUUUUUUUGUUUGUUUGUUUUAAAGUCAUCAAACUAACCUGUUUCCAAAUGAAAGUAAGAUCUGAAUCUAAACAUUACCACUUUGUUGCUCUGCUUCUGCCACAAGGCCUUGUGAAAACAGUAAAUGUGAAACUGCUUUUUUUUUUUCUGUAUUUGGCACAAUAAUCACCUUGCCAAUUUGUGUACAUAUGUGUGUGUGUGCAUUUGAUUAUGGCUUUUGCUCCUGAGGUUGCUUUUGUAGCUUGCAGUGCUCCAGCAGCAGUAAAUAGAAGAUAACUGUGUGAAAUUUGGAUCUGCAAAUUGUAAAAUGUUGGUGCUAAUCUAUUUAUAGAGCUUAUACUUACAAGAACUUCAGUGAAAUGUGAUGCUAUUGCUAGGAAGUUUGUUGAGCUACCCAGGUUUAUGCAAAGCCAAAAUGUUAAGGCUACAAAUUAGUUACACAUACAAGUAUUUCUACCAGAGGGAACAACAGUGCUAUUGGAAGAGAAGUGGGGAAGGGCAAGAAACAGCUAAAAUGAGCCCUGUCCUGAAAGUGAUUUGCUAGAACUGUGUUUAAAAAAAAUGAAAAACAAAAUGUUUCGAGAGAUGUGAAGAGCAGAUGUGAACUAACUGUCUUGGCAUGUUUUAGUGGUGGAGGAAGAUAAUGACGUAAGAAAUGGGAAUGUGCAUAUCUCUAGUAUUUUGCAAAUUGUACUAUUGUAUUUGACAGAAAUGCAUGUGCACAUGUUAAAUUCCAGAUUUUUCAAUGUUUAAGAGGAAAGCUUCUCCUUUUCUCUUGUCAAUAAUGGCAAUAUAUACAUCACAGGCCACCUGCUUCUCAUCUUGCUCAGUCAAAUACAAGGUAUGUCCCUACUUUCCAUUAAAUACCUCAGUUACUUUUUCAUACUAAUAUAUUAAUACCAGACUAACUUUUGUGCUCUUACUGGUUUAAAAACUGGAGAACUCAGUCCUCAGCAGAGUUUUCUUGCAUUUGUUCUACUAUUAAGAUGAUUUAUUUUGUUAUUUACCAUAUGUAGGUUUAACAUGUCAUUAAUUGUAGUAUUCUCACCCUUAAGGAAGUAAAAGGUGUUGCUUUUCUCUAAAAAUUGCCAAAUGUGAAAACAUUUAGUCUUCACCUCCUGUAUUUAUAUAAUACAGUGAUUUAAGAAUGUUAAUGAUAACCUUAUCUUCAGACAUACAUUUCAGAUAUUUGAUCUAUAUGCAUUUAUUUUAAAGAAUUGUUUUUAUUAGUAGUUAUUUGUUUUUUUCUCAAUUAAAAAAUUACCAUUCACUUAAAGCCACGCCUUGCCUUUGAAAGACAAUAAAAUUUAAAGUAGCAUAAGCUUUACAAAUGUAAGGAACUCCACAAAACUUGCUAAUCACAUGAUCUUAAUAAAUUCAUUUUAUAUAGUUGCCAGUCAGCCCGUUGAAAUUGCUUUUGUGGAUUUAUUUAGCAUUUAUAUUUUACACUCAUGAUAAUUAGCUCAUAUAUUUCUUACAGCUUUAUCAGGAUUUAAAGCAACUACUACAUCUGGAAAAUAUUAUGUAUAUUCUAUGACAAUAACUGGUGCUAUACAAAAAUUUAAAAAUAGUAUCAUGUCUUCUGUAAAAUGCUUCAGUCUAUCAGACCUUAUAUUGCUAUAAAUGCAUAGUAUUGAGUUAUGGUACUACUUUGGGGUCUUUUCAUCAAUCAGAUUUUGUAUUUAGACAAGAUUUUGUAUUUGGACACCACCCCACAACAACAAAAAGUGUAAAUAGCUAUGGG